GUAGGAAAUCCGCGGUUCUGUGGACAAACUUUCGCCCACCGAGGGCAGGGUUCAGUUUCCUCCGUGUUAAGUGAAUCCACAGCACAGCUUUUGCUUCUUUUCACAGACCCGACUCAGGAUUUAGCCCAGGACUGUGGCCGUAAAUCCGCGCAUCUGGGAUUUUUGAUUUUAUUUCGCGUUCUUUUGAAUAUUUUCAAACAACGACGAAAGGAUGAAGUACCCAGAGAUGAAUGAAACCAUUCCGAAGUACGCUCUGACAUUCCCGUUCGAAGACAACUUCAAUUACCAUGCGACGAAGGUGAUGAUGGAACGGUUCUGGACACGGGCGCAUUACUGGAUCGCUGCCUACCUGGCCAUCGUCUUUUCUCUCCGAGGUCUGAUGAAAAAUCGGAGACCGUUCCACUUGCGGAAAACAUUGGCAUUGUGGAACCUGGCAUUGGCAGUUUUUAGCAUCUUUGGAGCUUUGCGAACAAUGCCAGAGCUGCUGCACUCAUUGAGCCGCUUCGGUUUUGCCUACUCUGCUUGCAUUGCCGCGUACAUGGAGCACAACAAGGUGGCGAGUUUCUGGCAUUGGGUCUUCGUCUGCUCCAAGGUCAUCGAGUUCGGCGACACGAUGUUCCUAGUGCUGCGCAAACGUCCUCUCACGUUCCUGCACGUCUACCACCACGUCAGCGUGCUGCUGUUCUGCUGGAACACGUUUAUUUCUUGCUCAGCCCCCGCACGUUGGUUCGGCGUCAUGAACUUCAUGGUGCACUCGUUCAUGUACUCGUACUACUUUGCGCGUAGUCUGGACAUACGUAUGCCGAAGUUUGUGGCAAUUGCCAUCACGGCCUCGCAAAUCGCGCAGAUGGUGAUGGGCGCCUUCGUUUGUACGUACGCGUUCGUUUCAAAGACCCGCGGCCAUCAUUGCGACGUGGGAUACGACGAACUCAAGCUGUACCUUGCGAUUUAUUUGAGCUACUUCGUCCUCUUUUUGCGCUUCUUCUAUAACGCUUAUGUGCGCGGACCUCGCUCCAAGAUCCCAUCGACCCCGACGAAAGAGGUGCCCGAGUUCGACGAGCGCCGGCGCUUCAAGGCAGAGUAAAACGCCUGUCUUCUCUGUGCAACUUUCCCAAAGCUCGCCACUGAUUUAUUUUCGUUUUCCACGCAGAUGAACGCCUAAGCGAUGUCGGGGUAUAUAAAAUACCGAUUGGGAGAAAAUCGGGAGGGGAGGGCUCCUGGGUGGAAAAAGUUUCAGUGAGUGUAAAUGCCAUCGAGGUGGAAGAAAACAAAAAUUACGUAAUAAUUGAAGAAAAAACUAAAUAACGAAGAUUUUUUCAGCUUACACGAUGAUGAGAAUCCCUCGCCCAGCUCUCAACAGUAUUUUCUCUCCCGACAUUGUCUCCACUGGCAUUUCCUCUCAUCAGCGUUUUCCUUGCGCCGGCAUUUUCAAUCCCUCCACUCGUAAAUUAUAAUUUUAUCGAACUGCGCUCGGGGGAGCCCUUAGGGUUCCUCCUGCACUCCCCAAGGGCUCCGCGGCUUCUUUCAGAGAGAAUCAAAUAGAAUCUUCAAGAGCAUCACAUACAAAAAUAGAGAAGUAAAACUGUGUUGGUAUAUUGAAAGAAAAGGACAAUCAUACUCCCAGAAACCGUUAACUUUUGAAGCACCCGGGAGGCCAAGGGGUUCUGACAUGGAAACCUAUUUGAAACAGGCUUCACAAUUUUACAUAUUUUUCAGAAAGGGCUCUUCAAGUCGAAAGAGGUGAGAAACUGUACGAAUAGUCUAAAUAUCCUGAUAGAUCACAUCUCGUUCUAACAUCAGGGUAUCAUGUGAGGCUGUGGUAUAUUCAUACCAUUCUAUGGAAUGAAUAUGGUCAUUCUAUGGUACCUAUUUAUACCAUAGAAGUGCGACAAUCUGAGAACCAACGUCGGAAUAACCAUUCGAAUGUUGUCUGGUUACCGCUCGUCGUUAGGAAACAUAUAAUAUAUACCUUCCCAAAUCCUUUAAGAAAUAUAAAUCAGAUAUUCAAUUUGUUUAACGGUUUCAACGCGCACGUCGAAAAGUAUGCUGGUAAAUGUUUUAAAAUUUGACGCUUAGCAGCACUCAAAAUAUUCCUAAAUGCAUGUAACGUCAUCAAUGUAUGAUUAAAAAUCGAAAUGAAUCAGGGUAUGGAGUCGUAAGAAAUAUGUGAUGACUCAAGUUCGAAGAAUUUAAAAUGCUCAUGACCAAUGUUUUCUCUCCAUGUUGAUUAAAAUAAUAUAAAAAUCGCAUAAUUUGCCUCAAUUUCAGGUAUUGACUUCGCGAAAACCAGACAUCAUUCGUAUGGUGAAAACCAUUGGAGUUCUCCGAGUUUCGUUCAAGACCUUGAUCAUCCCCUUUCAUGCAAAUCAAUUUUCCUCAGCUUUGAUGAAAUUCUAGGCCUCUUGUUCUUGUUCUAUUGUAUUCUCAGUGGCGCUAAUUUUGAAGGACAGGGCCAGAAAGACACUGAGAGAAUGCGCAGAAGAUAGAUUAUCGAGUGAAAUUUUUUUAUUCGUUUUUACAUUUUCUUUUUGUUAGCAUCCUCGGGUAGUGGUUACCGGGUUUGGUGUAUCUCUCCAGCCGCGAAUUUUGUGUUUCAUUUGCUGUUGUACGUGACGAUGAACUGUAAGAACGAAUGCACGCUUUCAAUGUUGUUGGAUUACUGCCGGGAUUUAGUUUUCUUGCGAGUCAUGCUGCAGUCAAGUCAAGACGGAAACGAUUGAAGGGAAACAGACCGCACAAGCGUGUUCUUUCAAUUUUUUUUAGAAAACUAGCGUUGACGCUUUUUUUUUUGUCAAGUGGGCGUCAAAUUUUUCUCGAGGACACUGCGUAAUAAUUUUCUUUCGUCAAAUGUCUAACUCUGGGUCCACUCGCCUUUCACCGUCGGCCCAGAGGCAUUUCCUCCUUGGACCUGACAUCCUGGAAAUUUAAGUCUGGGAAACGAAGAGGUGUUGUUUUUUUAUUAUUUUACUGUGUGAAUUUCCGUUGAAUUGCGAGGCUGAGUGAUUUCUUUUGGUUGAAAAUCUCAGAAGAUGUGCAGUUUUAUUUUCUCUUGGCGUUAUACGCGUUGAAAUAUUAUGGGGCAACACUACGCUUUGUCACGUUCGACUUGCUGAUCGGCGGAUGCGUGAUUCUUGUGAUCGCGGAUUCUAUAGACGCGAUUCGAUGCAUUCUUGCAUGGGUAGAACAACAGGGAACUGAGGGACGAUGAUGCAAAAGGUUGGACCAAGAGUUUAUUUCCAGGUUUUUGGCGUUGGGGUGAGAAAGUGCGUAUGUAGUUGUAAGUCGCCUGCAUCCUGACUCAUCCACGCGUAUCCUCUGUGUUGUACUGUUGCGAGUUGUUUUGCAGUAAAAAAAAAAAAGGGAAUGAGCUCUCAACUUCUUAG
This is a messenger RNA of Notodromas monacha, 3383 nucleotides long. NCBI's taxonomy places the organism in Eukaryota, Metazoa, Arthropoda, Ostracoda, Podocopida, Cyprididae. The record is from the annotation of a GenBank genome assembly.